AUGGAAGGGGACAACCUCACCCAAGUCUCUGAGUUCCUUUUCUUGGGCCUCUCAAAGGACCCCAAGCAGCAGCAGCUGCUGUUUAUACUCUUCCUGAGCAUGUACCUGCCCACAGGGCUGGGCAACCUGCUCAUCAUCCUGGCCAUCAUUACUGACACCCGACUCCACACCCCCAUGUACUUCUUCCUGGUCAACCUGGCCUUUGUGGACAUUUGCUUCACCUCCACCAUCAUCCCCAAGAUGCUGGACAACCAUGUCACAGGACACAAAGGGAUUGCUUAUGCUGGGUGCCUGACCCAAUUCUUCAUCUGUUUUAUCUGUAUCGACUGCUUCCUGCUGGUUGCCAUGGCUCAUGACCACUAUUCUGCCAUCUGUCACCCCCUGCACUAUGCCAUGUCUGUGACACCACUGGUCUGUAUCCUCCUGGUGACAGCAUCCUGGACUGCAGCCUUGGAGAAUGCCCUGACCCAACAGGUUUCUAAUUUCUUCUGUGACCUCAGCACUAUGCUGAAGCUGGCCUGCUCUGACACCUUUUUCAAUUAUGCAAUAGUGAACACCAUGGGUACACUGCCCCUAUUUUUCCCCUUUGUGGGCAUCCUGGUCUCCUACAUAUACAUCUUUGCUGCCGUGAUGAGGAUCCCAUCUACAAAAGGCAAGUGGAAAGAUUUUUCCACCUGUGGCUCUCAUGUCUCUGUGGUGUCCCUGAUCUAUGAGACACUCACUGGGGUUUAUUUCAACCCCACAUCCUCCCAGAAGGACACAGCUGCUGCAGUGAUGUACACCGUGGUCACCCCCCCUGCUGAACCCCUUCAUCUGUAG
This is a messenger RNA of Condylura cristata (star-nosed mole), 819 nucleotides long. Its product is annotated as olfactory receptor 1F1-like. NCBI's taxonomy places the organism in Eukaryota, Metazoa, Chordata, Mammalia, Eulipotyphla, Talpidae. Gene Ontology annotation, biological process: G protein-coupled receptor signaling pathway. The record is from RefSeq and is a predicted model, not a curated record. Gene Ontology annotation, molecular function: olfactory receptor activity; G protein-coupled receptor activity. Gene Ontology annotation, cellular component: membrane.